Messenger RNA from Melanaphis sacchari, 1216 nucleotides. RefSeq lists its product as uncharacterized. Bases 366 to 974 code for a protein of 202 amino acids. Lineage: Eukaryota; Metazoa; Arthropoda; Insecta; Hemiptera; Aphididae. The transcript is spliced from 4 exons. The record is from RefSeq and is a predicted model, not a curated record.
UUAGGUUCGCCGUACCAUCAUCGACAACUUCAUGACUAGUUCAUGUGUUUCGAGCGCGCGAGCGAUACAUUCCAUUAUUUUUAUUGUUCUGUCGAUAAAAUUUGUAUGCAACAGCGUCGGAGUCGUCGGACCGUCCGAAGAAUUAUUCGCGGUGCUCACCAACUCCUACAAGUGAAAACAGUCAUUGAAACAUUAUCUAAAUAAGAUAAUACAAGACCGUCACGAUCUAGGCAUUCUACCGAUUCCAUCUUCACGGGACCAAAUCGUGUUACUUACCAAGUACCAAAAUUAUUUCUUCGUUAAAACGCGAUUUUCGGCGUCCUUAUAGCUCUCCUAGCCGUCGUCGUGUGUCUGGUUCUAGCAGCAUGGAAAGUUUUACUACGAGCGAUUUGGAGGAUUCGGAUUCCCGUGUUAUUUCACUUGAACCUAAUACGGAUAAUGAUUCCAAUGAAGACAUUGAUUUGUCUGUUAACAGUAUUUGGCAAUGUAUGAAAAGAAUAGAAACAAAUUUGGACUUUUUAUCAAAAGUAUUUAAUGUAGAACAAUCUCCUGAAGUUAAACAGACAAAAAUGGACGAUGAUGAAUUUUUAUUUUUAUUUCCAUUGACAGAAAUAGAUGAUGUUGUUGACCUUGAAUCAAGACUAUUAGAUGAUUGUUCAAGUUUUAAAAAAAAAUUUAUUUCAUAUAUUACACCUGAAUGUAAACUUAGUUGUCUUUGUAUGUCAAAUCUAAAACACUUUGUUAGAACACUUUUACGUAGAUUGUUUACGUAUAGUUUAGCAAGCCACUAUUCUUGGCGUGGAUUUCGAGGAAAUUUUCAAAUUGGAAAUUUAAGAGUUGUCAAAGUUAUUUUUGAUAUAACACAAAGCAAAUUCAAAAAUGUUUCAAAGCAGUAUGUUAAUUUACUAAUCAAGGAAUGGAUCAGAUAUGCCAAACAACGGCGUAGUCAACUGAAAAAAUUAAAUUAUUCCUAAACUCUUACUACUAAAUACUACUUAAUUAUUUUUUAAAUACUACAUUUUCCUGAAUAAUUAUUUAAAAUAAUUUAGAUAAUAAUAAGUUUUAAAUGAAAUAAGUGGAUUAAUUUACUAAUACUAUUGUAGUGUAGGUAAAUAAAUUAGAACAAUCAUUAAAUGUCUGCCAUGAACUUUGUUUACUUAUUAACCUAUAUAUGUAUAUGUAUAUAUAACCACAAUUUUUAUUAGUGAUCUACAAA